AUGGCUGCCAACGGUGCUCACCAUGCCUUUGACCCGGCGCAGGUCCUCGCCGCCUAUGGAACGAUGCGUGGCGGGGAAGCAGACAACAAGAAGAAGGCCGCCAUGGACUAUCUAGACAAGUACCAGAAAUCAAAAGAUGCAUGGACAGUAAGCUUCGCGCUUCUAGACGCCUCUGACGACGCCGGAGCGGUCAUGUUCGCAGCGACAACGCUGAAGGGAAAGAUAAAAUACGACCUCAUCUCUCAGGUACCCGAAAGCGACCAUGCGGCCCUACGAAACCAGCUUCUCCUUCUCCUCAAGAAAUUUGCACCAGGCCCAAAGCCAACUAGAGUGCAACUCUGCGUUUGCCUCGCCAAUCUUGCGAUACAGAUGAAGUCGUGGAAGGACGUGCUUCCAUCCGUUGUGUCUAGUCUUGGGAACGAUGUGGAGAGCCAUGCAGCCAUUCUCGACUUCCUCCGAGUGCUACCCGAAGAAGUGACCGACGGCCGCAAGCUCAACUUGUCUGAAGAAGAGCUCGCCGACAAGACGUACGAACUACUCUCAGACAACGCAGAGCGGGUAGUUCAACUCCUGAUCAACUAUGCGCAGUCAUCUGUGGCUGCUGCGCAGAACUCCCAGUUGAUGGAAUGCAUCAACGCAUGGUUACGUGAAGUGCCGGUCAACGUGAUCGUGAAGUCGCCCCUUCUCAAUAUCAUUAUCAAUGGUCUUUCAAACGACAGCUCUAUGCAAGCUUCGGCAGAGUGCCUUGGAACGAUAUGCCGAGAGACAAGAGAUGUCGACGACAACACCGAAACUAUCCAGAUCCUCCUACCCCGGAUAGUGGAACUUAGACCGCGCAUUGCCAAGGUAGUCGAGGAGGAUGAUACCGAAGCAUUCAAGUAUCUAACGAGACUGUUCGCCGACGCAGCAGAGUCAUGGUGUGUUGCAAUUGCCAGGGAGCCAGUCCACUUCCGACCGCUUGUCGACGCCCUUUUGGAAUGCGCCGCCAGAGACAGGGACCGAGACGUGAUGGACUCAACGUUUGGCUUUUGGUAUGAACUUAAGCAGUAUAUUGUUUUGGAAAGAUACGUGGAAGCCAGAAUGCAGCUCUUUGAUGUCUACUCUAAACUCGUUGACAUCAUGUUGAAGCAUCUGGAGUAUCCCCAGUCAGAAAGUGGCAACGAAUUGGACCUGUUCGACGGCGAUCGAGAGCAGGAGGAGAAGUUCCGUGAGUUCCGACAUCACAUGGGAGAUACGCUGAAAGAUGCAUGCGAGGUCAUGGGGGUGACAGACUGCUUGACCAAGGUGCUGGAGGCUAUCAAGCUGUGGAUGCAGAAGUACGCAAGCCAAGCCACCGCAACCUCCGUGCCGCACUGGCAAGAGCUGGAAGCCCCGCUCUUUGCUAUGCGUGCCAUGGGACGCAUGGUUGAAAAGGAUGAGAACAUUGUGGUGCCGCAAUUGAUGCCGCUGCUGGUACAGAUGCCGAGCCAUGAAAAGCUUCGAUUUGCGACCAUCAUGGUUCUGGGGAGGUAUACGGAAUGGACAUCGGAGCACACCGAGUUCUUGGAGCCCCAGUUCAACUACAUUGUGUCCUCGUUCCAGACAGAUUCGAAAGAGAUUGUGCGGGCGGCCGCGCAGUCGAUGAAGUACUUCUGCACGGACUGCAAGAACCUGCUGAGCGGACAGGUUCUUCAGCUUCAGGGUUUCUAUGAUUCUAUUCUGGACAAGUUGCCCGAGCAAAGCCAAGAGGAGAUUACGGAGGGUGUUGCGAGUGUUGUUGGCGUUCAGGAUUCAGCCGAGAUCUACAAGCUCCUGAAGCUGUACUGUGAUCCGUUGGUAAAUCGACUAAUGACCAAGGCGAACAGGGCAGUCGACGACAAGAGCAAGUUGGCUGUUGCUGAUCAUCUUCAACUCAUCACAAUCUUCGUACAAUACGUCGUACCGUCGGUUCCAGCGGGCCAGGAGAACCCUGCAGUACGAUACUGGCAGGAAGUCUUCCCUAUUCUUGCGACCGUGCUAGACAACUUCCUAGACUUCAUCCCCAUCUGCGAAAGAGUGUGCCGAUGCUGGCGUAACAUGGUCAUAUCGUACCGAGCAGACAUGACUCCUCUCCUGGGGCCUAUGGCCAACAAACUAGCCGAUGGUUUUGUUAAGUCGCGGCAAGGCGCCUUCCUCUGGGUCACAGGGGCUAUACUAAGGGAAUUCUCCGACGACCGUGAGCACGUCGACGAGAACAUCUCUGAAAACAUCUACGCAUUUUUUGACACUCAAGCGACAAACGUUCUUCGAAUCAUGAGCGACCUCCCGGCCAUCGAGUUGCCGGACGUCAUCGAGGACUUCUUCCGCCUUCUUGCUGACGCCCUCCUAUACUACCCUCAAAAACUCAUAUCUUCCACGAUUUUCACACCUAUUUUCCAGGCAGCUAUCUCGGCACUGUCAUUGGAACAGCGGGAUCCGGUAUCGCAGACCCUCCGUUAUCUACGUGACCUUGUCACUUACGGCGGAGGCAACCCAGCUGCGUCGAAUGUCGAGUUCGGGCCUGCUACGGAACAGGUCCGACAAACCAUUCAACAGCUACUGAUCGCCCACGGAGAGCCGCUGAUCAAGCAGGUCAUGGCUGGCAUGAUGAUCACCUUCCCCCCAGACUGCUUCGCAGACGGUAGUGGCCUUCUGUUGGGCAUGUUUGAGCUCCUUCCCUCACAGACGGCGACCUGGCUUGAAAGUGCUCUGAAAAUGCUUCCGCAGGGCACCGUCACGCCCGUUGAAGCGAACCGGCUCAUAAGCAAGAUCAGGGAGAAGUUGCAGAGCGAAGACCAAGGCGGCCUCCGCCAGGUUCGCGUGCUCCUACAAGACUUUGCCAAUACCUACCGUCGACGGUAUGUUGCCCCGCGAGAUGGCCUUGGCCAGCUUGCGGGCACACGCUUCCACUUCGAAGGCUAG
Messenger RNA from Phaeoacremonium minimum UCRPA7, 2919 nucleotides. Its product is annotated as putative exportin 1-like protein. The transcript is spliced from 6 exons. Bases 1 to 2919 code for a protein of 972 amino acids. Gene Ontology annotation, molecular function: small GTPase binding. Lineage: Eukaryota; Fungi; Ascomycota; Sordariomycetes; Togniniales; Togniniaceae. The record is from RefSeq and is a predicted model, not a curated record. Gene Ontology annotation, biological process: protein import into nucleus. Gene Ontology annotation, cellular component: nuclear membrane; cytoplasm.